Molecule: messenger RNA, 741 nt
Organism: Meloidogyne enterolobii
Lineage: Eukaryota; Metazoa; Nematoda; Chromadorea; Rhabditida; Meloidogynidae
Source: the annotation of a GenBank genome assembly
AUGAAAAUUUGUGUACAAAAAAAUUUGCGUCCGGAACGCCAAGGUAAACGCCAAAAAUUUGGCGCACACCCAGUGUUAGCCCCCCCCCGAAAUCGACCCCCUGGCUACGCCCUUGAAGUUAGCGAAGUUCCAUUGGUUAUUGCGGACAAAAUUGAAUCGUUCACGAAAACAAAGGAAGCUGUUGGAUUUUUGCAACGAGCUAAUGUUUGGGCUGAUAUUGUAAAGGUUUACAAAUCCAAACGUUAUCGUGCUGGCAAAGGCAAGCGUCGUAAUCGUCGCUACAAACAAAAACUUGGCCCUCUAAUAAUUUACAACAACGACGGUGGAAUUGUUCGUGCUUUUCGCAAUAUUCCUGGAAUUACUCUUUUAUCUGUCAAACAUAUAAAUUUGUUAAAAAUUGCUCCAGGAGGACAUUUGGGACGUUUUACAAUUUGGACAGAAAGUGCUUUUCGUAAAUUGGAUUCAAUUUAUGGAACUUGGACACAAAAAUCUUGGGUUAAAAAAGGAUUUUCUCUUCCACAUGCAAAGAUGACAAAUUCUGAUUUUGCAAGAAUUAUUCGUUCUGAUGAAAUUACAAAAGUUGUGCGUCCUGUCCGCAAGCAAACGAAGGUUGCAAAAAUUCAUCGUAAUCCUUUGCGAAAACAUGGUUUAAUGGUCAAAUUAAAUCCGUAUGCGUCAGUUCUUCGUCGUGCGGCAAUUCUGGCUUCGAAAAAGGGAGAGGAGAAGAAAGCAAAAAUAUAG